AUGAUCGAGCAGCUGCUAGUGCACGGCGCCGACGUUAACGCGAAAGGCGGAGUCUACGAUAGGGCAUUGCAAGCUGCUAGCGCUGGAGGCCAUGAGAAGGUGGUCGAGCGGCUGCUGGCGCACGGCGUCGAUGUCCACACCCAGGGCGGACAGUGGUCGAGCGGCUGCUGGCGCAUGGCGCCCGCCAGCCAUAGAGGCCACGAGAAGGAGGUCGAGCGGCUGCUGGCGCGCGGCGCCGACGUCCACGCGCAAGGCGGUCACUACGGCACAGCGCUGCAAGUCGCCGGCGAUAGAGGCCACGAGACGGUGGUCAAGCUACUACUGGCCGAUGACGCUAAGUGGGAAGGCGAUCCAACGCUCUUGGCAAUGUCUGAACGAUUAUCAUCUUGA
This is a messenger RNA of Eremomyces bilateralis CBS 781.70, 390 nucleotides long. Its product is annotated as ankyrin. The record is from RefSeq and is a predicted model, not a curated record. Gene Ontology annotation, molecular function: protein binding. The transcript is spliced from 2 exons. The coding region runs from base 1 to 390 and encodes 129 amino acids. NCBI's taxonomy places the organism in Eukaryota, Fungi, Ascomycota, Dothideomycetes, Eremomycetales, Eremomycetaceae.